Hevea brasiliensis (rubber tree) is the source of this 1862-nucleotide messenger RNA. Its product is annotated as glycerol-3-phosphate 2-O-acyltransferase 6. Gene Ontology annotation, molecular function: glycerol-3-phosphate 2-O-acyltransferase activity; phosphatase activity. Gene Ontology annotation, cellular component: membrane. Gene Ontology annotation, biological process: cutin biosynthetic process. The transcript has 2 exons. The coding region runs from base 166 to 1677 and encodes 503 amino acids. Lineage: Eukaryota; Viridiplantae; Streptophyta; Magnoliopsida; Malpighiales; Euphorbiaceae. The record is from RefSeq and is a predicted model, not a curated record.
AUUUUCGUGCUUACACAAGCAGCUACUACAUGACCAUGCAUCUUUCCCCUCUUUUUUAUAAACCCCUCUCCUUCCCCUCUCUCUCCAUGCCAUAGCUCACUACUAUCACACACUGCAAGCUCACAAGCCACCACACAAAACUCUCUCUCUCUCUUUCUCCCACAAAUGGUCAUGGGGGCCCGUCGACAUUUUGAACCAGUCACAAAAUGUUGCACCGAGGGACGAGCAAAUCAGACGGUGGCUGCAGACCUUGAUGGCACCCUUCUUGUGUCAACAAGUGCUUUUCCUUACUUCUUGCUUGUUGCACUUGAAGCUGGAAGCAUCCUAAGAGCGCUAGUCCUUUUAGCAUCGGUUCCAUUUGUGUACUUUGAUUACUUGUUUAUAUCGGAGACAAUGGCAAUCAAGACCCUCGUCUUCAUUACCUUUGCAGGACUUAAAAUAAGAGAUGUUGAGCUUGUUUCGAGGUCGGUCUUGCCUAAAUUCUAUGCGGAUGAUGUUCACCCUGAAACUUGGAGAGUGUUUAAUUCCUUUGGUAAAAGAUACAUAGUCACUGCUAAUCCUAGGAUCAUGGUCGAACCAUUUGUCAAGACCUUUUUAGGUGCAGACAAGGUUUUGGGCACUGAGUUAGAUGUUGCAAAAUCUGGGAGGGCAACUGGGUUCGUCAAGAAACCUGGAAUUCUUGUUGGAAAACACAAAAGAGACGCCAUCUUGAAGGAAUUUGGCGCUAAUUUGCCAGAUUUAGGCCUGGGAGACCGAGAAACUGACAAUGAUUUCAUGUCCAUAUGCAAGGAAGGAUACAUGGUGCCAAGAACCAAGUGUGAGCCACUGCCAAGAAACAAGCUUCUAAGCCCUGUAAUAUUUCACGAGGGACGAUUAGUUCAGAGGCCUACACCUCUGGUUGCCCUCUUGACAUUUUUAUGGAUGCCAAUUGGAAUUAUUCUCUCAAUCCUCAGGGUCUAUCUUAACAUCCCUUUGCCUGAGAGAAUUGCCUGGUACAAUUACAAGCUCCUGGGGAUUAAAGUUGUAGUUAAGGGCACCCCUCCACCACCUCCCAGGAACGGCCAAAGUGGAUUUCUUUUCGUCUGCAACCAUCGAACCGUUUUAGACCCUGUCGUGACUGCAGUAGCUCUACGAAGAAAAAUUAGCUGUGUCACAUAUAGCAUAAGCAAGUUCACUGAAAUAAUUUCACCUAUUAAAGCUGUUGCAUUAUCGAGGGAAAGAGAGAAAGAUGCUGCUAAUAUCAAGCGUCUGCUUGAGGAGGGUGACUUGGUGAUCUGCCCUGAAGGAACCACCUGUAGAGAACCAUUUCUUUUGAGAUUUAGUGCUCUUUUCGCUGAGCUUACUGAUAGAAUCGUGCCUGUUGCUAUUAAUACAAAACAAACAGUAUUCCAUGGCACUACGGUUCGAGGGUACAAAUUGUUGGAUCCUUAUUUUGUGUUCAUGAAUCCAAUGCCAACUUAUGAGAUCACAUUCUUGAAUCAGCUACCCACAGAGCUCACAUGCAAAAGUGGGAAAUCAGCCAUUGAAGUUGCAAAUUAUAUACAGAGGGUGCUUGCUGGGACACUGGGAUUUGAGUGCACUAAUUUGACAAGGAAGGACAAGUAUGCUACUCUUGCAGGUACAGAUGGCCGAGUUCCAACUAAGAAGGAAAAAGAAAAAGAAAAAGAAAAGGCUUAAGAAGAAAUUCCCAUAGAACUCCAUAUUUCAUCAUCUUUUUAUUAAUUGUUUUCAUAAGUCUCAAACUUUAUCAUAAAAAUAAACAUAUAUCUUAAUGAUGUUUAGUAUGAAUUAAAUAAACUUUUUUAAUUUUCUGAUGUAGUUUGCUACUUGAUUUGGAUAUACAAAUAUAUUUAUUCUGAUUA